CCAUUAAUUUUUAAUACGGAGUAGCAUUCUUUCAGGCCAAUCAAGCAUUCCGGCCAAUGGAGUCUAAGGAGCAGCAGCCACCACCGCCUAAAAUUCAGAUAUAUCCUACUUCUACAGGAGAAAUUACGCCUUUUUGGAGAGAGAAGUAUGAAAGAGAUGCGAAGAAGUAUUGGGAUAUCUUCUACAAACGCCACCAAGAUAAAUUUUUCAAGGACAGGCACUACUUGGACAAGGAAUGGGGACACUACUUCUCUGGUGCUGGAGGAAAAGUAAUUCUAGAGGUUGGUUGUGGCGCUGGAAACACUAUCUAUCCCUUGCUUGCUACAUAUCGUGACAUAUUCGUGCAUGCUUGUGACUUUUCACCGCGGGCUGUAAACUUGGUUAAGACACACAAGGACUUCAAAGAGACCCGAGUGAAUGCAUUUGUUUGUGACUUGACAAUUGAUGACCUAAGCGAGCAUAUUUCUCCUUCUUCAGUGGAUGCCGUGACCAUGAUCUUUGUUUUAUCUGCAGUAACUCCUGAGAAGAUGCCUCUGGUGAUACAGAACAUUGGAAAGAUUCUCAAGCCCGAUGGUUAUGUCUUAUUCCGUGACUAUGCAAUUGGAGACCUAGCUCAGGAAAGAUUUAUCUCAAAGGAGCAAAAGAUCAGUGAGAACUUCUAUGUUCGAGGUGAUGGAACUCGGGCAUUCUACUUCUCUGAUGAGUUCUUGAUCAACCUGUUCAAAGAGAAUGGAUUUGAUACUGAAGAGCAUGCUUUGUGUUUUAAACAAGUUGAAAAUCGGUCAAGGGAAAUUGUGAUGAAUAGACGUUGGGUUCAAGCUGUAUUCCGUUUAGGUUGUGGUAAAUCUGGUGUGAACACUGAGAGCAAGGUAAAACUCAUCGGUAUGGACAGUCCAAAACCUGUGAUUCCAGAAAGAACUCAGAGCAAUACAAAUGGGUUUGACUUUGAUAUUUCUGAUGGAAUGGCUCUUGAUAUGUUUGGUAUUUCAUCGUCAAGUGAAGAGAUUGUUGAAGUUAUCAUAAGUGGCUUGCACUUUAAGAUAAAUGUCGUCUCAAAAGAGUACCAGCACACAUGCAAAUCAACUGGCUUAAUGCUAUGGGAAUCAGCUCGAUUGAUGGCUUUAGUGCUUGCUGAAAACCCGGGGAUUGUUGCAGGGAAAAGGGUCCUAGAGUUGGGAUGUGGAUGUGCUGGGAUCUGCUCUAUGGUGGCUGCAAAAUCUGCCGAACUUGUGGUUGCCACUGACGGAGACACAAAAGCUCUCAACUUGUUGAACCAGAACGUCGCCCAAAAUCUCAAAUCAUCACUUUUUGCAAAACUGAUGACAAGGAAACUUGAAUGGGGGAAUGGAGAUGAUAUCGAAGCCAUCAGGAGGCUGAAUGGCAAGGGGUUCGAUGUAAUAUUAGGCACUGAUGUUACUUACAUUUCUGAAGCCAUCACACCCUUAUUUUCAACCGCGAAAGAGCUGAUUUGUUCGGGAAGAGAUAUUAACGAGGAUCGGGAGCCAGCUCUGAUUCUUUGUCAUGUGCUGCGACGAGUUGAUGAACAAUCCAUAUUGUCAGCAGCAUCUGAAUUUGGUUUCGAGUUGGUUGACCGGUGGCCCGAGUUGGAAAACCCUUCCAUUCCAUCCCCAAACAUAAUCAAGAAAUGGUUCUCUCAAGAAUUCUGUGCAAAUGGUAUCCCAACCACAGCUUUGAGUAUUUUGUACUUCCAUAGAGUAUAAACUAAACAAUGAAUUGCCAUUUUGUCUUAAUUGUAUUAUUAUUACUGAAAUUCUAUAUGCUGUUGUGGACAUACUUUUGAUAAAUUUUGUUCCUCAACAAGUCAACACUGAAAUAUGGGUUUUCGUAGUGUCACAUUGGCAUCCAUUAUUGAAA
Messenger RNA from Ipomoea nil (Japanese morning glory), 1875 nucleotides. RefSeq lists its product as uncharacterized. The record is from RefSeq and is a predicted model, not a curated record. Lineage: Eukaryota; Viridiplantae; Streptophyta; Magnoliopsida; Solanales; Convolvulaceae. Bases 57 to 1721 code for a protein of 554 amino acids. The transcript has 12 exons.